Molecule: messenger RNA, 1395 nt
Organism: Fomitiporia mediterranea MF3/22
Lineage: Eukaryota; Fungi; Basidiomycota; Agaricomycetes; Hymenochaetales; Hymenochaetaceae
Product: kinase-like protein
Exons: 7
Coding region: 1-1395 (464 amino acids)
Biological process (GO): peptidyl-threonine phosphorylation; peptidyl-serine phosphorylation
Cellular component (GO): cytoplasm; nucleus
Molecular function (GO): ATP binding; protein tyrosine kinase activity; protein serine/threonine kinase activity
Source: RefSeq, a predicted model, not a curated record
AUGGCGGUCGAAAAUACGCAGAAACGCCACCGUGCCUCGGGUUUCCGAAGGGUACGCGACCAGCGAGACUUGAAGCCUUACGUAAAUGCCCAGCCUGCUGGGCGAAGAGGGGACGCAAACGGACAGUUCUUGUCGCCUUUGAGACAACUUACCACGGACAUCACGGACACGUAUCAUAUUUGUAACCCUCAAUUCCAUUAUGAAUCUGCAAGCAACCCCCGGCGUGUCCUCACGAAGCCGAGCAAGCCGAUGCACAAUGACGGGUUCGACAAUGAGGAUUAUGAUUAUAUCCUCUAUGUGAAUGACUGGUUGGGCUCGGAGCAAAACAACAGGUACCUUAUCUUAGAUGUCUUGGGUCAAGGCACGUUCGGGCAGGUAGUGAAAUGCCAGAAUAUGAAGACCCAUGAAAUUGUGGCCGUGAAGGUUGUGAAAAAUAAACCAGCAUACUUCAAUCAAAGUAUGAUGGAGGUGACAAUACUAGAGCUGCUCAACAAUCAGUGCGAUCCUACUGACGAGCACCAUAUCCUACGAUUACGAGACUCGUUCAUCCAUAAGAAUCACCUGUGUCUUGUUUUCGAACUCCUUUCCUCUAACCUUUACGAACUUAUCAAACAAAAUCAGUUCCAAGGUCUGAGCACUCAACUUGUGAAGGUUUUCACAGCCCAGCUCCUCGACGCACUGAGUGUACUGAAGGAUGCUCGACUCAUACAUUGCGACUUGAAGCCCGAAAACAUUUUGUUGAAAUCACUGCAGUCGCCUACUAUUAAGGUUAUUGACUUCGGUUCGGCUUGCCACGAACGGCAGACUGUGUACACGUACAUCCAGUCUCGAUUCUACCGCUCACCGGAAGUGUUGCUUGGAAUCCCGUAUAAUACGGCAAUUGACAUGUGGUCCCUGGGGUGCAUUGCUGUAGAGCUCUUCUUGGGGCUGCCGUUGUUCCCGGGAACUAGCGAAUACAACCAGAUCACCCGAAUCGUGGAGAUGCUUGGUCUUCCGCCAACAUAUAUGUUAGAAAUCGGCAAACAAUCAGGUCACUUUUUCGAUUCGUAUAUCGAUCAUUACGGACAGAAGAAGUACCGUCUCAAGAGUAUCGAGCAGUACUCGAGGGAGCGGAACACUCAGGAGCAGCCAGGCAAACAAUAUUUCAAAGCGACUACUCUUCCGGAUAUAAUUAAUGGCGCACCGAUGCCGAACUUUAAGAGCUCAUCGAAGUCCGGACAUGAGGUCGAGAAAGAACUGAUGAAUCGUGCUGCGUUUAUCGAUUUCUGUCAGGGUUUGCUAAACUUGGAUCCUAUGCAACGAUGGACUCCGCAACAGGCUCGGAUGCAUCCAUUUAUCACGGGUGAGAAGUACACUAGGCCCUUCGUAGUACGUCAUCCCCGUUUGUCGCCAUAA